Molecule: messenger RNA, 1173 nt
Organism: Cercospora beticola
Lineage: Eukaryota; Fungi; Ascomycota; Dothideomycetes; Mycosphaerellales; Mycosphaerellaceae
Product: pepsin-like aspartic protease
Biological process (GO): proteolysis
Cellular component (GO): fungal-type vacuole
Molecular function (GO): aspartic-type endopeptidase activity
Source: RefSeq, a predicted model, not a curated record
AUGAGAGGCAGAAGUGGCAUUUCGCGAGUUGCGAAUAACACGACGCCUUUGAUUUCAGUUGAAGGAGGUCAGGUCUUUUUAGCAGAUGUCACGGUUGGCGGCAAGCCGUUUCAGGUCGUCAUUGAUACUGGGAGUAGUGAUCCGUGGCUAGCUCAGACGGGCUUUCAAUGUUUCGAUCCGAUCAACGAUGCCCAACUCGAUCAGUCCGUGUGCGAAUUUGGGCCUGCUUACGAUUCGUCGCAAUCUACGACCUUUACGCCUGUUGAGAAUUUGAAUUUCAAUAUCAGCUAUGCUGAUGGGGAAUACUUGAAUGGGGGACUGGGUAUCGACACAUUCAAUAUGGCAGGCAUUGAAGUCCCUCGGCAGCAGUUUGGAGUGGUCAGUAUAGCCGCGUGGUAUGGCGACGGAAUCUCAUCCGGCCUCAUUGGAUUCGCCUACCGGACACUCACUUCUGCGUAUGCCGGCACCGAUCCGAGAGCAGAUAUCAAAGGUCGCCAGGUCCCAUACAAUCCGCUGUUCGUCAACAUGUAUGAGCAGCAAAACGUACCAGCCAUUUUCAGCAUCGCGAUGGAUCGGAAUUCUUCGGCUGGUGGAGUGUUGGCUUUAGGCGGUAUUCCGGACGUUCAGCAUUCGCCAUAUUUCGCUUCUACGCCGAUUCAAGGUGUUAGUGUCAAUACCACGAGUGGCCGGCAGGUGUAUGAGUUCUACACGAUCGAUAUCGAUGGCUAUGCUAUUUCGGCAAACCAGAGCACGCAGUUCAGUUCUUACGACAACCCGGAUCCUCGCAAGACGCCGCUGAUCCAUAAUGGUUCGGAUACCAUUGUUGACUCGGGUACAUCGCUGUGUUACGUCCCGGAUGAUGUUGCAGAAGCGACUGCUGCGCUUUUUGAUCCUCCGGCGUACUAUAGCAGUACGCAAGGAGCGUAUUUUGUGGAUUGCAAUUCUAGGGCUCCUGUGUUUGGGGUUGGGAUCGGGAAGAAGAUUUUCUAUGUCAAUUCGGAUGAUUUGAUUAUUGAGAUUCAGCGCAAUGUCUGUGUUAUGGGGAUACAGUCUGAUGGUGGUGGGCUGUCUAUUCUUGGCGGCACUUGGAUGAAGAACGUGCUUGCGGUGUUUGAUAUUGAGGGGGAACAGAUGCGGUUUGCGGCUAGGCAGUUUUAUGAUCUGUAUGCCUAG